Argentina anserina (silverweed cinquefoil) is the source of this 6225-nucleotide messenger RNA. Its product is annotated as NF-X1-type zinc finger protein NFXL1-like. Gene Ontology annotation, biological process: regulation of DNA-templated transcription; potassium ion transmembrane transport. Gene Ontology annotation, cellular component: nucleus; membrane. NCBI's taxonomy places the organism in Eukaryota, Viridiplantae, Streptophyta, Magnoliopsida, Rosales, Rosaceae. The transcript has 11 exons. Gene Ontology annotation, molecular function: RNA polymerase II transcription regulatory region sequence-specific DNA binding; zinc ion binding; DNA-binding transcription factor activity, RNA polymerase II-specific. The record is from RefSeq and is a predicted model, not a curated record.
CUAUUUCGUAUUCAAUUUGUGUGGAUCAGUUUGAGCUGAGCAAACUGUUGAGGGAUAGGAGCUGCGAGGGUUUGGUUGGCUCGCAGAAUAUGGCUUCUCAGGUCAGGAGUGAGCGUACUAGGGAUAACAAUAGGUCCAGGAAUCCAGCUCAGCCCCGCUGGGUGCCGAGGGGAUCCAACCCUACUGCUGCUCCUGCCAACUCGCCUCCUCCGAUUUUGAGCUCAAAUGUACCCAAGGGGAACGCAGGGACGUCCAACAACAGCUCCGUGGCAGCGGAGAGUCGACAGGGGCAGUCCAACCACAAUUCGGCCCUGGUGGAGGGUCGGCAGCAGCGAGGAAGGUAUAAUGGAAAUGGCGGGCAGCUCAACCAGAUGUUGCCGCCGUUGGAGAAUCGGCAGCAUGGAGGGAAUGGAGGGCAGUCCAAUCACAGCUUCAUACCAUCAGAUGGUCGGCAGCAUAGAGGAGGGCAUAAUGGGCUUGUGGGGCAGUUCAAUCACAGUUCUGCGCCAUCAGAGGGCCGGCAGCAUAGAGGGGGGCAUAAUGGGAAUGGAGGGCAGUCCAAUAACAGUUUUACUUCAUCAGAGAAUCGGCAGCAGAGAGGGGGACAUCAUGGUUCCAGGGGUAAUGUGGUUCGGCCAAUGAAUCAUAGAAGGGAGAGGGAAAAGAGUGAGAGUCAGGAGGCAAUGGGAAUGAAGGACUCUAGUUUGCCACAGCUUGUACAGGAAAUUCAGGAUAAACUGACUAAGGGUACUGUUGAGUGCAUGAUUUGUUAUGAUAUGGUGAGGAGGUCUGCACCCAUGUGGUCCUGCUCAAGCUGUUACUCAAUUUUCCAUCUAAAUUGCAUCAAGAAAUGGGCUCGAGCUCCCACUUCAAUUGAUAUGUCUGCAGGGAAGAAUCAAGGAUUUAAUUGGCGGUGUCCAGGAUGUCAGUCCGUACAGCUCACGUCAUCAAAGGAGAUUCGCUAUGUAUGUUUUUGUGGUAAGCGGACAGACCCACCUUCAGAUUUAUAUUUGACACCACAUUCAUGUGGAGAACAUUGUGGGAAGCCACUCGAAAAAGAGGUUCCAGGAAGGGGAAUAAGUGAGGAUGAACUUUGCCCUCAUAUGUGUGUCUUGCAGUGCCACCCAGGUCCAUGCCCUCCUUGUAAGGCAUUCGCACCGCCACGGUUAUGCCCUUGUGGAAAGAAAACAAUAACAACAAGAUGCUCAGAUCGGAGUUCUGUUCUGACUUGUGGCAAUCAAUGUAAUAAGCUUCUUGAUUGUGGGCGUCAUAGCUGUGAGCGUAAGUGCCAUGUGGGUCCUUGUGAUCCUUGUCUGGUGCCAUUCAAUGCUUCUUGCUUUUGCCUCAAGAAGGUGGAAGUUGUUCUUUGUGGAGAGAUGAUAUGGAAGGGAGAGGUGAACGCAGCGGAUGGUGUUUUUUCUUGUAGUUCUAGUUGUGGAAAGAAGCUUAGUUGCGGCAAUCAUGUUUGCAGCGAAAUUUGUCAUCCAGGCCCUUGUGGAGAGUGCAACUUAAUGCCACAGAAUGUUAAGACAUGCCAUUGUGGGAAAACAAGCUUGCAGGAGGAACGCCAGAGUUGUUUGGAUCCGAUUCCGACUUGUUCACAAAUAUGUGAAAAGACUCUCCCUUGCGGGGUGCACCAGUGUCAACAGGUGUGCCAUACUGGUGAUUGCCCCCCUUGUAUGGUUAAAGUAACCCAAAAGUGCCGAUGUGGAUCAACUUCCCGGAAUGUGGAAUGCUGUAAUACAACAAUGGAGAAUCAGAAAUUUACUUGUGAUAAGCCUUGUGGUCGGAAGAAGAGUUGUGGAAGGCACCGAUGUAGUGAAAGGUGCUGUCCUCUUUCUAAUUCAAAUGAUCGACUCUCAGGGCACUGGGAUCCUCACUUGUGCUCUAUGCCCUGUGGAAAGAAAUUAAGGUGCGGGCAGCAUUCUUGUGAAUCUCUGUGUCACAGUGGCCACUGUCCUCCCUGCCUUGAUACAAUCUUCACUGACUUGACAUGUGCAUGCGGGAGAACUUCAAUCCCUCCUCCCUUGCCCUGUGGUACACCUCCUCCAUCAUGUCAGCUCCCGUGUUCGGUGCCUCAGCCUUGUGGACAUUCAGCGUCUCACAGCUGCCACUUUGGAGACUGCCCACCUUGUUCAGUGCCUGUGGCAAAGGAGUGCAUUGGUGGACAUGUUGUCCUCAGGAACAUUCCUUGUGGGUCGAGGGACAUUAAAUGUAACAAGCCAUGUGGGAAGAUGAGGCAAUGCGGUAUGCAUGCUUGUGGCAGAACAUGUCACCCACCGCCUUGCGAGUCUUCCUCGUCAGCGGACACCGGCUCAAAAUCUUCAUGUGGGCAGAUAUGUGGUGCUCCUAGGAGAGAUUGCAGGCAUACAUGUACUGCAUCUUGUCACCCUUAUGCUUCCUGUCCGGAUGCCAGAUGUGAUUUCCCUGUGACAAUCACUUGUUCUUGUGGACGGAUAACAGCAAAUGUUCCUUGCGAUUCGGGUGGCAGCACGGCUAGUUUCAAUGGUGAUACUGUGUUUGAAGCUUCCAUCAUUCAGAAGUUGCCAGUACCGCUUAAACCAGUUGAAGCCACCAACAAGAAGAUCCCACUUGGACAGAGGAAGCUCAUGUGUGAUGAUGAAUGUGCUAAGUUGGAGCGGAAACGUGUUCUUGCAGAUGCUUUUGAUAUAGUUCCUCCAAAUUUGGAUGCACUCCAUUUUGGUGAGACUACUGUUCUUUCUGAUUUGCUCUCGGACAUUUUUAGGCGUGAUCCAAAUUGGGUUUUAUCGGUGGAGGAGAGAUGCAAACAACUGGUGCUUGGGAAGAGCAAAGGUGCUACAAGUGGCCUGCGGGUCCAUGUCUUUUGUCCAAUGCUGAAGGAAAAGAGAGAUGUGGUUAGGGUGAUUGCUGACAGGUGGAAGCUUGCAGUUCAAGCUGCUGGCUGGGAGCCCAAGCGUUUUAUUGUGGUUCACGCGACACCUAAAUCCAAAGUCCCACCCAGGGUGCUUGGGGUUAAGGGCACCAGCACAUUGAACGCAUCCCAGCUUCCAGCUUUUGAUCAUUUAGUCGAUAUGGAUCCCAGGCUGGUAGUUUCUUUCCCAGAUCUUCCUAGAGAUGCAGAUAUAAGUGCAUUGGUCUUGAGGUUUGGUGGUGAAUGUGAGCUUGUCUGGUUGAAUGACAAGAACGCAUUGGCUGUAUUCAAUGAUCCUGCUCGAGCUGCAACUGCAAUGAGGAGGUUGGAUAAUGGUACACUCUAUCACGGGGCUAUUGCUGUUCAGUCUGUGGCUUCAUCUGGUUCUAAUGCUUGGGGUGGAGUGGGAAUAGCCAAGGAAGGAGCCCAUACAGCACUGAAGGGUAAUGCAUGGAAGAAGGCUGUUAUUCGGGAGUCUUCUUGGAGAGAAGAUUCAUGGGGUGAUGAAGAGUUGUCUGGUGGUUCUGCAGAUGUGCAGGCAUCUGUGUUGAAAAGAGAAGCUCCAAUUGCUGCCUCAUUAAACCGUUGGAGUGUACUUGAUAGUGAAGUGGCACUGGGAUCAUCUUCUGUAUCUCCCACAGUAGAGGACUCUGGAAAGCAGACUGCUGAUAGUUUGAUUUCGAUAGUGGACUCUAAUGCAAGUGGUUCAACUUCAUCGAAUGCUACCUCGGUGCAGCUUGUAGGAACUAUAGCAGAAACAUCUGAAGUGACAAACAUGGAUUGGGAUUCUCAGCUCGGUUCUGCUACUAUUUCAAAUCAGUUCAAGAGCCUUGGAGUGUUAUAUGGUCAAAUGAGUACUGCCCCCUUAUACGUCUUUGGGACAAUUCAUGCAAAAGAUAUGAAAUCGGAGGACACAGUUUCUGAACUAUUCUCCUUCAUUUUCUGGACUAUGAGCAUCAUUUAUUUACUGAAGUAUGCCUGUAUAGUAUCACGAGCUGAUGAUAAUGGUGAAGGUGGUACUUUCGCUCUGUACUCGCUCUUGUGUAGGCAUGCCAAAGUAGGUUUGCUUCCAAAUGACAAAAUUUCCGAUGAGGUUAUGCAUUAUGAAAGGGAAACUCCUUUCAGGAUUAAGGUGGAAUCGAGGGCUAAAAGAGCUAUUGAAAGACAUAAAAGUAGUCACUAUGCCAUGUUGGUCCUGGCUCUAUUAGGUUCCUGCAUGACAAUCGGUGUUGGGGUGCUUACCCCAGCUCUUUCGGUCUAUUCAGCUUCAACAAAUGUUCAAAGAUCACUAUCAGAUAUGACCAAACUAUUUUCAUCUUCAGAAAGGAAACAAGAUUCAAUAACAAAAGCUUUCAAGGAAUAUGUAUCAGUUCCAUUGGCCUCUGCUAUAUUGGUGUGCCUCUUCACGUUGCAGCAUUACGGGACUCAUAAAAUUGGGUUUAUGUUUGCUCCAAUUAUCAUAUUCUGGCUGAUAUGUAUCGGUGGAGUGGGCAUAUAUAAUAUUUUCUACUGGGACAAAAAAAUUAUUCAUGCAAUCUCUCCAGUAUUCAUGUACAGAUUUGUUGGGAACAUUAACGCUGACCGUUUGAGGGCAUUAGGCAGUGUAGUUCUCUGUGUAGUAGGAUCAGAGGCAAUGUUUGCAGAUCUAGGCCACUUCAGAAAGAAAUCCAUCAAGAUUACAUUUGUAUGGUUCAUCUAUCCCGUUCUUGUUCUAUGCUAUGCCGGUCAGGCUGCAUUUAUCUCCAAAAACUUUAAUGUUGAUGAUUACAAUCAUCUCAGCGAAUCAGUUCCAACUAACACGUGUGAAAACAUGGAAAUUCCGGGACCUGUUCGACACUGGUUCACAGCAUUAUCCCUACUUGCUUCAGCUGUAGGAAGUCAAGCCACCAUAACAGCCAGUUUUUCCAUCAUAAAUCAGUGCCUGGCACUUGGUUGUUUUCCCAGAGUAAAAGUUAUUCAUACAUCAGAUAAGAUAAACGGGCAGGUUUAUAUACCUGAUAUCAACUGAAUAUUGAUGGUUCCAUGCCUUACUGUUACAAUCGGUUUCCAUAAUAUUGAGAAAAUUGGCAAUGCCACAGGUUUGGCCGUAAUUUCUGCAAUGGUUGUAACAACUUGUCUCAUGUCACUGGUAAUUGCCUUAUACUGGGAAAAGAGUUUGUUUGAAUCAAUCUGUUUUCUACUUUUCUUCGGUUUCAUUGAGGCGAUGUAUGUGUCAGCUUGUAUGCUAAAUUUCCAUAAGGGAGCUUGGUAUUUGGUUUUCCUAUUGGCAUUGUCCUUGACUAUCAUGCUUUCAUGGCAUUAUGGAACCAAGAAGAAGCUCGAAUUCGAUUUAACAAACAAGGUGUCUGCAGAAUGGCUUACAGCUAUUAGCCCGGUACUAGGAGUCACCAGGGUACCUGGCAUUGGCUUCAUUUAUACAGAUAUAGUCUCAGGAAUUCCAGCUUUCUUCUCACACUUCAUUACGAAUCUUCCUGCAUUUCAUCAAGUUUUGAUCUUUGUGUCCUUUAAGUCCCUACCAAUCCCCUAUGUCCCUGCAAGUCGGAGAUACCUUGUGGGAAGGAUCGGGCCGAAAGAUCUUAAAAUAUAUCGUUGUGUGGUGAGAUAUGGAUAUUGUGAUCAUAUUAGGGACACUGAUGAUUUUGAGGAAGAGAUUAUUGGUUCGAUUGGAGAAUUCAUUUCCGUGGAAGAAAAUGAGUCCCCAAAUUCAACACAAGAGAGAAUGAUCAUAGUUGGCAAGCCACCAUCAAAUGGAAGUGCUCUGAUUCCUUUAAAUGAGAUCACCACAUGUGAGGACUCCCUGAGCUCAGUGCACAGUGAAAGCCGAUUAGGUACAUUGGCUGAAGCAUGUGAGAGUGGUUUGGUUUCAGUGCAGAGAAAAAAGGUCCGGUUCAUGCUGCCUCCAAAUAGUCCUAAGAUGCUUGAAACUGUUAGGGAGGAGCUUCAAGCACUGAUUGAUGCUAGGGAGAGUGGUACGGCAUAUUUCCUGGGUCAGGUUCAUUUAGCAGUUCGUGAUGGCUCAAACAUUUUCAAGCGGUUACUGAUCAUGAUCUAUGUUUUGAGUGAGAAAAAUUGCAGAGAGCCUCCAGUUGCACUCAAUAUUCCUCAUGCUGCUCUUGUUGAGGUUGGUAUGGUCUGUAGCAUAUAAUUGAACUGUUUAGUUACAAAUUGAGGAAAGAACAGAAGCAAGAUCAGUAACAGAGUACAUAAAUGUAUAUACUGAAAGUUACAGGAUAUAAAAGGCUGUAGUAAAGUAAGUCCUGUUACAAGAAAGAACUCUGAAAAUUUAUGCCAGUCAUGUUUGUUGGUGGUUUGUAAAAAUUUUGGACCUGAGU